ACCGUGAAGGCCGGGUUUCAUACAAGUGUUCGAUGUGCGAGAGGCGCAUGGCCAGGAAGGGCAGUCCGUCUCCCUCGCGUUCUCUUUUACUCUCACUCUCCUCCGUGUCUGUGUAGCGGUGGUUCAGUUGGGAUGAUUGAAACUUCAUCGUCUGCGUCGCGUCCCGAGCUGAAGGCUGCGUCUUCCGAAGUGGAGAAGGACGUUGAAGAGUGCCGUGUUGAGGACCCAAACACCGAGGGCACGCUCUUCCAGUCGCGACUGGGAGACAAGGUUCGCCGGCGUCACUUCUUCUCACCGCUGGAUAAGAGUAUCGCAGAGGCGGUCCAUAAAGAUGCCGAGACAGUCGAGUUUACUGAGGCAGAAGAGCGAGCUAUGAGGCGCAAGAUCGACCGACGGGUCUUGUCGUUAAUUAUUGGAAGCUACUUGUUCAAUCAGUUCGAUCGAACCAACAUCGGGAAUGUGCACACGGUACCCGCCUUCAACGAGAAUUACGGAGUGACAGAUAACAACAAGUGGACACUUGCAUUGAGUGUGUUCUACAUCGGUUACUGCUUGUUGGAGAUGCCUGCCAAUGUCCUGCAGCGCCGCAUUGGGGCCAAUCGUUUUUUCUUCAUGUCACUCACGUUCUGGGGACUGUCUUCGCUCUCGUUCGUGUAUGCGAAAGGCUACGUGGGGUUGCUCAUUCUGCGGGUGCUCUUGGGCAUCGGGGAGGCGGGAUAUUAUGCCGGAAUGGUCUAUUAUCUCUCGUUCUGGUACAGGAGGCAUGAGCUAGCUAUGCGCAUAAGUAUAUGCAUGACAGGCACGUACCCUGGUGCCAUCAGUGGCCUCAUCUCAUUUGGCCUUCUCCGCGCACACACGUCCUUGCUCCAAGGCUGGCAGUUCCUGUUCUUGAUUGAGGCCAUUCCCACGAUAAUAAUGGCUUCCCUGCUUCUGCUCUUUCUCCCAUCGUUUCCGUUCUCUGCCUCGUUCCUCUCCCCGCGUGAGAAGGCCAUAGCGCAGGCGCGCCUCAACCGCGACCAGAAGCCGACAUCGCAUGGCGGCAUGACGGGCUGGCAGGGCUUCAAGGCGGUCGUGAACGAUGUCAAUGCGUGGCUCUUGGUGGUCGUGUACUGCGGCUUCAACGUCGGCACAGCGACAAUCACCUACUUCCUGCCCACGCUCAUCGACGAACUGGGCUUCUCGGACAUCAACGCGCAAGGCAUGACCGUCGCGCCGUACGCCGUCGGCUGGUUCAUGGUCAUCUUCCAGGCGUGGCACAGCGACCGGACGCGCGAGCGCGGGUACCAUGUCGUCGCAUCGAUGCUCGUCUCGUUCACGGGCUACGUCAUCCUCGCGACGUCGGUGCAGAAGAGCGUCGGCGCGGGGUACUUUGCGCUCUUUCUGGUCGUUGGAGGGAACUUUAGCCUGUUCCCGCUGGUUAUGAGCUGGGCGGCGAAUUGCUUUUCUCCGACUUCGAAGCGCGGAGUUGGUACUGCGUUCAUCGUGUCGAUUGCAAACUGCAUCUCUAUUGCCUCUCCGCAAAUCUACUUCGACUCGUACGAUGACUUCCGCAAGGGCCACGGGAUCUCUGCUGGGUGCCUCUUCGCGUCGGCGCUGGCCGCGUUCAUCCUGCGCACGCGGCUCGCAUACAAGAACAAGCGGAACAAGGAGAUCCUUGCGACGAUGACUCAGGACGAGAAGAACGGGCUGGACGACGACUCCGAAAUCGCGGAUACCGAUCCGCGUUAUGUGUUCAUGGAAUGAGGAGCCAGGCAGAGGAGUGUGGUAUUAGAAUCGCAGUGUACAGCGUUGUGUAAGUACAGGAGGUGUUCUUAGACUUUGAAGUUGCGGACUCGCGGUAGUUACUACCGAAUACUAUCAUUACACGCUUUCAAGCCUCCCAGAACUAUCGGGCUGCAUGCUCGAAACUAGCCUUUAACGCAUUAAGAUUCUGAUCCUGAGUAAGGGAUGGAAGAACAGCUGUUGGGGUGCGUAGUCGAAAAUGCACAGCAGGAUGCACCCAUCCAGCUUCACACAUGAUGCAUCUUGUGAACAGCAUAACAGAUGAGCUCGGCAUAUUAUUCGUCCCAUCCAACUUUCGUUUCGGCCAUCGCUGUUGCUACCUCUUGCAUAAUGAAUUACAU
This is a messenger RNA of Laetiporus sulphureus 93-53, 2123 nucleotides long. RefSeq names its product MFS general substrate transporter. The record is from RefSeq and is a predicted model, not a curated record. Gene Ontology annotation, cellular component: membrane. Gene Ontology annotation, molecular function: transmembrane transporter activity. Gene Ontology annotation, biological process: transmembrane transport. The transcript has 21 exons. NCBI's taxonomy places the organism in Eukaryota, Fungi, Basidiomycota, Agaricomycetes, Polyporales, Laetiporaceae. Bases 133 to 1743 code for a protein of 536 amino acids.